UUUUUUAUUUUUAAUUAUUUUUUAUUUUAACUUACGGAUAACUAUGGUAGACAAUUUAUUUAAUGAUAAUGAUCCGGAUUAUCGAGCUACUCGAGUCCGAUCAGGCAUUCCCCCACCUUCCAUGCGCGACAUUCGACAUUCAUCAACAGUUCGCAAAGACAUGAAUCUUUCCUCAUAUAAUCCUGCUAUGCAACGUUAUCCACCUCGGUAUUCGCCUUAUGGACAACAGUAUGAACAAAGACAUCAAGAGUCUCAGUCUCAGUCACACCAUUUGAAUAAUGUACAUGAAUCCCAUAAUUCUCAACAUCAUCAGUCUCUUGUUACGCCUCCUCCUCCUCCUCCUCCUCGUCGUCUACCACCCAAACCAAAACCUAUUGAUUUUCGCACAAGUACGGACUUUUUAAAAUGUGAAAACCGAAUAUCCCUUGAUGAUCUUAUUAACGCUCUGCGUGAACCCACUCAUAUAAUCACUGAUCAUGAGUUUCUAAGCUCAACACCAGUUGUCGAACGAGUGAAUGAAUUAAGAGAAAAGAUGCGUAAUAUCCCGAUAUCACAGUUUUGCACUGCACGAACCAAGGCAAAUCCCUUUGAACGUAUUGGGACUGCCCAUUUUAUGAAUCGAGCUGCGACCAAGUUAGCGGCCUUGGAUGCUCUCUUCGCUUUAACGACUACAAAGAAUAAUAAUAGUGUGUUUCGAUUUGUGGAUAUCUGUGGAGGACCUGGAGGGUUCUCAGAGUAUCUGUUAUGGCGUGUGCAAAGCUGGGGUGGCCAAGGUGAAGGUUAUGGUAUCACGCUUCCUACCAGAGAUGAAAUGAAUUGGCAUACAGAAAAAUUCUGCGUACCUCAUGACUCACUCGUUACCGUCGAUGGUGAUAUCUGUCAAGAAGAAGAUCGCAAUAAAUUUGAAAGGAUAGUAGGAGAUAACUUGGUGGAUUUAGCAGUAGCCGAUGGUGGACUUGAUUUUUCAGGCCGUGAGGAUAAACAAGAAGAGUUAAUGCAGCGACUUAUUUUAUGUGAACUUUUAGUGGCCUUAAGUUGUUUAAGGAAAGGAGGUCUAUUUGUUUGCAAAUGCUUUGAUAUGGUCUCGCAAGGAACAGGGGCCUUAUGUGAGAUUUGCAUUACAAAGCCAUUAAGUAGUCGACCUGCAAAUGCAGAACGAUAUGUUGUCUGUAAGGGCCUAUUGUAUGAACGACCUCGAGCACUUAUAGACAAGUUGAAUAAAAUGGUUCAUCAAAAGGACUUUAAGGGUGUGAUACCACAAAAUGUAUUUGAAAACGAUGAGAACUUUAUAGAUUAUAUCAAGAUGCGAAAUAUGAAGUUUGCAAUGAAGCAAACGGAAGCACUUGAACUUAUAGAGCAAUACAUAGAGAAUCCGGAUAUGCCGCCUUUAUAUGAUCAAGAACAAGUGAAAAGACAUUGCUUAAAUGAAUGGAGAUUACCUUAUCAAUAAUAAAUUAAAAUAAGAAGCCUUUUUUUCUUUUUCAUAAAUAAACAAAAAAUACAAAUAUAUUAUUAUUAAUAAUAAAAUAAAUUAUUAUCAUC
Cokeromyces recurvatus is the source of this 1542-nucleotide messenger RNA. RefSeq names its product FtsJ-like methyltransferase-domain-containing protein. The transcript has 5 exons. Bases 44 to 1450 code for a protein of 468 amino acids. Gene Ontology annotation, cellular component: nucleus; cytoplasm. The record is from RefSeq and is a predicted model, not a curated record. Gene Ontology annotation, molecular function: methyltransferase cap1 activity. Lineage: Eukaryota; Fungi; Mucoromycota; Mucoromycetes; Mucorales; Mucoraceae. Gene Ontology annotation, biological process: 7-methylguanosine mRNA capping.